Uranotaenia lowii is the source of this 2698-nucleotide messenger RNA. RefSeq lists its product as uncharacterized. Gene Ontology annotation, cellular component: mismatch repair complex. Gene Ontology annotation, biological process: mismatch repair. Lineage: Eukaryota; Metazoa; Arthropoda; Insecta; Diptera; Culicidae. The record is from RefSeq and is a predicted model, not a curated record. The coding region runs from base 484 to 2562 and encodes 692 amino acids. Gene Ontology annotation, molecular function: ATP-dependent DNA damage sensor activity; ATP hydrolysis activity. The transcript is spliced from 4 exons.
CAUCUCAGCAGACCGUGAGUGGCUUACCGAUAAACGUGACCGAGACGACAGGUGUCAAAAGUGUGAAAAUAAAAGAGACAGAUUCAUAUGGAAACACUCGGCGAAAUCGUUAUUGCCCUGAACAUUUCCAAUUUCAUAUUUCUCUCACUGACGGCAAUUUAAUUCUGUUUGGUUCGCCGAUGGAGUGACCGCUUCCCCUGUUUUUAUUCGGUUGAACAAAUUCCCGGAAAAUGGCCCCAUCUAACCGACGAAAAGAUCAAAAACUCCCUGGAUGCCAACAGUACGUCCAUCGCGAUUCGCAUCUGCCUGGAGUUGUUUUGGAUUCAAGUGCUGGACAAUGGCGACGGCAUCAGUCCGGAUGAGUUGCAAAGUCUCGGUGAUUGCUGUCUGCUGAAUAUCGAUUUCGAGCGUAAGCAAAAAUCAAAACAGUAUGCCCGGCUAACCGGCACGUCUCUGGCGGAAAUCCGGGCCAAAUGUGAGGAAAUGCAGAUCGAAUCGAUGCAGGAAAGAAGCAAAUGUCACUCGAGAGUAUUCAACAAUCAGUUGCCAUUACCGACAGCAAAUAAAGCUCCGGAAAGCUGCAGCCCAACUGUCGGCGAUUAUCGGCAAUCGCAGAUGCGAAUCCAAUUUGAAACCACGCUUUCCGGCUAUCACAACCUGAGGCAGUCUCGAGGCACGACCGUUACCUUGAAGAACAUCUUCUACGCCCACCCGAUUCGGCAGCGGGAAACUCUUCAGGCACAGGAAGAUUAUCGGAAAUUACUUGAUGACGUUCGCAAGCUCGCCUUGAUCAACUUCAACCGGUCGUUCAGCGUCCAGGAAGUGAGCAAUUCGGAAAUCGUGUUCCGCAGCAAACGAUGUGAAUCUAUCCUGGAAAAAUAUUGCGAACUGUACAGAUUGACCGGAACCGACGUCGAAGUAACGACGACCACCAAAAGCGGCGUCCUGGCCGAGUGCUAUUUUAGUGAGCGAGCCGUGAGACAAACGCUGCCCCCGGUUCAGUUGACGUUCAUCAAUGGGCUGCCGAGUAAUGAACUUUUGCCGACCGUCAACGGAAUCUUGACGCAACAAAAGCACACCAUCGAUUUCCUGAUUGUGGUCAGCUUCGCCGGAAACGAUGUCCUCCUUACCCAGGAGAACGAAAAGAUUGCCGGUAAUUGUUUGCAACGGUGCCUUAAUCAAUACAAGGACUGCUUGAAGCGUCGUAGGCGUGAAAAAAUCAACUCCCUUGCCCACCACGACGCACAGGAUAUGAAUGGCACAAAUUCUCCUCUCAAAGACCAGCACAAGGCAAUAGGUUCCGGUGGCUCCAGAGCUUUGAAGGCGGCCAUCGGGGGAAGUCACGAUGGCAGAAAGAUGAACGCAAAUGAAGAGGAAGAUAUGCUGUACAGACUAAGCCAACCUCCUGAGGAUAGAGAAACGACGUUCAACAAGUGCGCCAAAUGGCUCCAGACUAAUGACUUUAGAGCCGCAAAGAAUAUUGAGCUGGAAAAAUGUAAAAUCACCGGAAACCACCCUCCUCCAGUCACCGAAGGCAAAUACAAAUUGGAAAGCAAAGCUCAAGACAAAUUAAACUUUUUUGACUGUUCCCCUCCGGCAAUUGGGAAAUAUUCCGGCCCCAGAAAGCCCGAAAAUCAGCAAGCGGCAAGACCCUCGAAAGUAAUUAAUUUACCGAAACCAAAGUUUUAUCCGCAGCCACCAACGAAAUUUAAAACACUCAAACGGCAAGAUAAACAACAAGUAGUUGAAGCAUACCCAAAUCUUUUCGACUCAAGUCUAUUUCAACCAUCGCCGGUGCGUAAAUCUUUCCCGGCCAUUAAUCCCGCUCCAAACGAUGCCACUUUCUCAUUUCCGGAAAUUGAUGACUCUAUCAAACGAUCGGCAUUCCGCUGGGAAAAAUUCAAAAGAACGGAGCCCACAAAGCUGACACACCACCAACGACGUCAAUCCCCCAUUCAAAUAAAGCAGCCCAUAGAAUGUGAUCUAAAUCCACCCAAUCGUUUGCAGAGAAGCAGCCCACUUGAACGGAAUGAAUCACCACUUUUGGGAACUAACACUAUCCCCGAUGGUGGUGACAAUGAUGCGACAAAGCUCCAUUUCUGCCACCCACACUUUACACCCAAACCCGAUUCAGAUUCCUGUUCCGAAGAAGCUUUCCCAGCGCCCCCUUCACCAGACAACAUUCAUUCAACUACAUUUGCCAAACUUCCAAAUGCAUUCGCCAAACCGCUCUUUCUGGAUGGGAAAAUGAUUGUCGACGGCAGCAGCAGCAAUUCCUGUUUCCCGAAAUGCGAUUCUCCGGAGCCACAGUUCCGGGAGAGCGUCGAUUUAGUUGACAACUUGGAGGAUUUCCGCGAGAUAUGUCAGGAAACUACUGGCAACUACAAGCUGGCAAUCGAAUCGCCCGGGAGCUGGCGAUCGAGCAAUGGAGAAUGUGACUGCGAUGGGUGUGAACUUCAUCAGAAUUACAAUCGUUCCGUGGAGAAUCUGUUUCAGCCGUACAACAAUCCCCGGAACAUUCGGGCCGGAAUCGGACGCGGGAGAUAUUUUGAAGGCUGCUGAUGCCAGCCCAAACUUUUUACGGUAUCAAAAGUUUCAAAUGAAUGAAUUGUGAAAUAUUACUUCUCGAAAACAGAAUCAAUUUACAAGAGAUUUCCAAGAGGGACGGUUCAAUAAAUGUUGUUAUUUGCAACAUAGU